Rangifer tarandus platyrhynchus (Svalbard reindeer) is the source of this 363-nucleotide messenger RNA. NCBI's taxonomy places the organism in Eukaryota, Metazoa, Chordata, Mammalia, Artiodactyla, Cervidae. The record is from the annotation of a GenBank genome assembly.
AUGAAUAUACAGGGAGUUUUAAACACUUGUGUUAUUGUAUCAGCAGCUUAUAACUGUACUUUUGCUUUCUACAUAGUUUAUGGGACUAACACACUUAAAAGAAGAAAUACAGUUAUUGGUGUAAUUCGUACCUUCUUGAUCACAUGUUCCAAAAACAUAUUGCAAAAUGUCUUAAGCAAAAUAGGGACUACAUUGGUUCACAUACCUAAAAACCACCAGAGCACUGUUGGCUUAGAUCUGGCUGGAAGGGCUGGGGACACAGCAGUCACCAAAGAGGGAAAAGUUUGUGCAUAUUUUAUAGAAAGAAAAUGGAAGGGACAUGCAACCAUGCUGACAGUUUAUAGCUAUUUUUUUUUAAUUUAG